Salvelinus fontinalis (brook trout) is the source of this 2162-nucleotide messenger RNA. RefSeq names its product caspase-3-like. Gene Ontology annotation, cellular component: cytoplasm. The record is from RefSeq and is a predicted model, not a curated record. Lineage: Eukaryota; Metazoa; Chordata; Actinopteri; Salmoniformes; Salmonidae. The transcript has 7 exons. Gene Ontology annotation, biological process: apoptotic process; keratinocyte differentiation; positive regulation of apoptotic process. The coding region runs from base 162 to 1001 and encodes 279 amino acids.
UUUUUUCUUUGACACCAUAUGAACAAGUAUCAGAUAACCUCGUUUAGUUGCGGAGAAGUCUUCACCUUUACUCCCUCGCCGGUAUAUUUCAACUCCUUAAUGCAAAUACAACUAUAACAGUUAGGUGUUGUAAGAGUGAUUGCGCUACUGAGACUGAUGCCAUGUCUGAUUUGGUGGACGCCAAAGGGAUAGCUGCACAUGGGCUGGGCAGUCCCUCAGUGCAAAGGUUUACGACAAAGAAUCCUGAAGUAGACGCUAAGCCUCCGGCUGACAUGUACACAUAUAAGAUGAACUACCCCAGCCUUGGACAGUGUGUCAUCAUCAACAACAAGAACUUUGACAAGCACACAGGAAUGAGCUUUCGCAAUGGAACAGACGUGGAUGCAGGACAUGCGAUUAAAGUGUUCUCGAGUUUGGGGUACAAAGUGAAGGUUGCCAAUGACCAGACUGUGCAACAGAUACAACAGCUGCUUUACAAAGUGUCUCAAGACGACCACAGCCAGUCGGCCUCCUUUGUGUGUGUGAUGCUGAGCCAUGGAGACGAGGGGGUGUUUUAUGGCACAGAUGGCAACGUAGAACUCAAAAAGCUCACUGGCCUCUUUAGGGGGGACCGCUGCAAAACGCUGGUGGGCAAGCCCAAACUCUUCUUCAUCCAGGCGUGCCGUGGCAGUGACCUGGAUGGUGGCAUAGAGACAGACGCCGUUGCUGAUGACUCUCCAGAGAGGAUUCCUGUUGAGGCAGACUUUCUCUACGCUUAUUCUACAGCCCCAGGCUACUACUCCUGGAGGAACACCCAGAAGGGCUCCUGGUUCAUGCAGGCCCUCUGUGAGAUGUUACAAAGGUACGGCAAACAGCUGGAGAUCAUGCAGAUCAUGACACGUGUCAACCACAUGGUGGCACUUGACUUCGAGUCUUUCUCCACCAUGCCCGGCUUUACUGCCAAAAAGCAGAUCCCUUGCAUUGUGUCUAUGUUGACCAAAGAUCUCUACUUUCCACAUUGAUUUGAUAUUGUUGUCUAGACAUUACUAUGACUUGAUUGUGUAUCCUGUGGCACCUUUUUAGGUAUGUGCACAAUGUUUACUGGACUUCUAAGUAGUGCUGAGCAAUUAAACAACAUUUCUAAGUGACCAAUUGACCAAUGUCGGUUCAAUAUUUGAAUUCCCUUUAUGCACAUUUUCUCUAGAGAUAAACCAGAUCAAGCCCGAACUGCAACGUAGGAGGGAGUUGUAGUUUCCAACAGGACAAUAUUCUACAUGGUUUAGUGCAGAAAACGUGGUAAUUAACUACCAUGACCAAAAUCCUACUUGAGACAGAAGAACGCGCAAUCGAGAGGGAUAGAGAGCAGUUACUUCGCGAGGUAUCUAUCUGAUAAUACAUUAUCUAAGUGACUGGUAUUCAGCAGCUACAAAAGUAUGCCUUAUUUACUUUGAAGAACUACUAAAAUUGUUAUUUUGUCAGACAGCAUAGGCAGAAGCUCUGUAGAGAGGAUGACUAAUAUAUAUAUUUUUAAUUGUCAUCAAAUAAAAAACUAAAAAGUAAUCAAAAUAAAACAUGUAAUAUACACAACUCAAAUAUUUUUUUAAAGUAAUGUGAAUAAAUGAUGGUUAAUAAGUGAUGAGCAGUUAUGGGCAGUCACUACCAUCAUGGGACUUUUAAUGAUUGUUUUAUUUUGUGUUACCGCAUUCAACCCACAUAAUGCAUUAAUGUAUUAUCGAAAACCGGGAUUAUUUUUUAAGAAUUGAAAUGAAACCGAACCGACCUCAAAAAGCACUAAUCGCUCAGCACUACUUCUAAGUGGAUACAAAUUGAAAUACUUGUAUUCUGUUUGGGUUAAGUCUCAAAGAGAAAGCUAAAGGUUUGAUUCGAUUUACCUUGGACUCGGAGGCCUAAAAGACAUGAUGUUGGACCAAAGAGAAUGCAUUUUUAAUGGGGGAAGGCAGGCAUUAAGCAACGAUUAUGCAAUAUGAAACACGCUUUCAGAUAGCAAUAAUGUAAUGAAUCAAUCACUCAGGCUUUAAAACUAUUGAAAAAUGUGCCGUAUCUUUUUAGAAAUGAUAACUGUCUUACCUGUGGGAUGGUUUGUUUUUUUCAUUUGCACAUUGUACAUUCAAAUAGCUUACUACAUGAAAUAUAAACUUGAAUAAACUAGCUUUUAUCCUUGA